AUGAUCAAGAAACUGUGUGUGCUCUGUGCCUCUACACCUUGUAUCCCGCAACCUGUCUUCCACUGCUUUUGCACGAAAUCAACUUUGUUAGUUUACUGUCGUCCACAAUCCUUGCAAGCUUUUGGAUUUAAAUCUGGAACUCUCAUGACUCAGUCCAAGAAAACCUCCCGCUACGUUUCAUAUUGGACAACUGAAGAUGUUGUGAAGUGGAUGCACAAAUAUGCUGGGGUAGAAGGUGAAAAGUAUGCUUCCGUAUUUGAGCAAAAUGGAAUCAAUGGUAAACUUACUUUUUUACACACGAGCUUUAGGGCACUGUUUACGUAUCAUGACGGACGAGUGGGCAGUACGAAUUGGCGUGUCGGAUCCGACUGA
Dicrocoelium dendriticum is the source of this 372-nucleotide messenger RNA. The record is from the annotation of a GenBank genome assembly. NCBI's taxonomy places the organism in Eukaryota, Metazoa, Platyhelminthes, Trematoda, Plagiorchiida, Dicrocoeliidae.